AUGAACGGCCCCAAGAGCGCAGAUAUCGACUUGCCCACAGGCAUCGAGGCCUUGCGACAGUCCAGCAUCGCCCACAUUGCCGCGAUAACCACAGGGCCACAGUUUCCCGCGGCCACACAUAUGUUACAGCCCCUCUCUCCUCCGAGAUACAACCAUGUCGAUACGCAUUAUUAUUCCAGCUUGUCGCCAAGCGAUGCCGGGCAUGAUGCGCAGCAAAUUCCAGGACGACUAGAUUACUAUAUACAAAAUCCUGACCAUGCCUCCGAGAUGGCGGCCAAGGAGGAGAGGCGCAAACGCAACACCGCCGCCAGUGCCCGUUUUCGAAUCAAGAAGAAACAGCGCGAACAGGCCUUGGAACGGAAAAUGAGCCAAGUGCAAGACAGGAACGCGAAACUGGAGGAGAAAGUCAAUCAACUCGAGAUGGAGAAUAAGUGGCUGAAGGAGCUAAUCACAGAGAAGAACAAGAGACCAGCGGGCGAGUUCAGAGAGGACGAUGACGACGAUCUCGAGGCAUUGGCACAUGGGCAUAUUGUUAACGGGGCGAGCGAAACAGAUCACGAAGGAUAG
This is a messenger RNA of Fonsecaea multimorphosa CBS 102226, 567 nucleotides long. RefSeq lists its product as uncharacterized. The transcript has a single exon. Gene Ontology annotation, molecular function: RNA polymerase II transcription regulatory region sequence-specific DNA binding; DNA-binding transcription activator activity, RNA polymerase II-specific. Lineage: Eukaryota; Fungi; Ascomycota; Eurotiomycetes; Chaetothyriales; Herpotrichiellaceae. The record is from RefSeq and is a predicted model, not a curated record. Gene Ontology annotation, cellular component: nucleus. Bases 1 to 567 code for a protein of 188 amino acids. Gene Ontology annotation, biological process: regulation of transcription by RNA polymerase II.